GACCCGGUUAAAAGCUAUAAUCCUGUUUGGAAAGGUUGUCCGUGGGUCCGUCAGUGUCUCGGGCUCGGCGCCCGCGGAGCGUGUUUGCGGCGGUGCCCUGCCGGGGUCGCGCCGCUUUUGGUCCUCCGCAGCCGCCGUCCACAGCGCCCGGCUCCGCGCGAGAGCCUGCCAGAGGACCGGCUCCGGCCGCCGCGCCUGACCCUUGCCCGGGGUCUUCCGCACAGCUUGGUUCGCCCCGCCGGUCUGGGGUCCCUGGUAGCAGAGAUUGCGCUGGGGAUCCGGAGCACUGCUCCUUUCUCGGCAGAGCGCCGAGGGGAGCCCGCUUGCUGCGGAGCCCCCGGCCCGCGCCUGCCCUGCCCGCGGGUCCGGGCCCCGAGGGCCUCCACUACGCCUACCCUUGAAUUGGAUCCGGCUCUACUGUCCCUGCCGCACGGGAACCCCCAGCCGGAUGAGGGUCUCCCUGUUCAGCGCUGCCUUGCGCCUUCCCAUCCGCCUUGGUCCUGACCUGCCCCAGCCGAGGCCGCCCGGUGUCGCUGCGUUUGGGCUGGGCGGGAAGGCCUGUCAUUGCUGACCCUGGCGCGCCGCGCUUCGGCGACAGCGGGAAAGAAGCUGUGCUGACCGUCCUCCCUAGGGACUGGACUGCCAAGGGUAGCUGGUGCCCUCCUGCACGGCAGUGGGCUGAGGGCCAUGUCAGUUUUCUGCCACCUACAGGAUAGACCAUGAAGCUGAAGGAACUUGAGCAGCCAGCUGUCCAGGCAUGGAGCCCAGCCAGCCAAUACCCUUUGUAUCUGGCCACAGGAACAUCUGCCCAACAGCUAGAUUCCUCCUUCAGCACAAAUGGCACCUUGGAAAUAUUUGAGGUUGAUUUCAGGGACCCUUCUCUGGACUUGAAACACAAAGGAGUCCUUUCUGCCUCCAGCAGGUUUCACAAGCUGAUCUGGGGGAGCUUUGGCAGUGGGCUUCUGGAAAGCUCCGGGGUUAUUGCAGGCGGCGGGGACAAUGGCAUGCUUAUUCUAUACAAUGUGACCCACAUCCUGUCUUCGGGGAAGGAGCCUGUGAUUGCCCAGAAACAGAAGCACACGGGGGCUGUCAGAGCCCUCGACUUUAAUCCUUUCCAGGGCAACCUCCUGGCUUCAGGGGCCAGCAAUUCUGAAAUCUUCAUUUGGGAUCUGAAUAACUUGAAUGUGCCAAUGACCCUGGGAUCCAAGUCACAGCAGCCCCCAGAGGACAUCAAGGCACUGUCUUGGAACCAGCAAGCCCAACACAUUCUGUCUUCUGCUCACCCCAGUGGCAAGGCAGUUGUGUGGGAUCUCAGGAAGAAUGAACCUAUCAUCAAAGUCAGUGAUCACAGCAACAGGAUGCACUGCUCAGGCCUGGCCUGGCAUCCUGACAUAGCCACCCAGUUAGUGCUGUGCUCAGAGGAUGAUCGUCUUCCCUUGAUUCAGCUGUGGGACUUGCGCUUUGCCUCCUCGCCCCUGAAGGUGCUGGAGAGCCACAGCAGGGGGAUCUUGUCAGUGUCAUGGAGCCAGGCUGAUGCUGAGCUGCUGCUCACUAGUGCUAAGGACAGCCAGAUCUUGUGCUGGAACCCGGGGAGCAGUGAGGUGGUAUAUAAGCUACCAACACAGAGCAGCUGGUGCUUUGAUGUGCAGUGGUGCCCUCGGGACCCUUCAGUGUUCUCUGCUGCCUCCUUCGACGGCUGGAUCAGUUUGUACUCUGUGAUGGGUAGAAGCUGGGAAGUCCAGCAGAGACAGGCUGACAAUAUCUCCUCUUCCUUCAGCAAAGGCCAGCCUCUCCCCCCACUGCAGGUGCCAGAACAAGUGGCACAAGCAUCACUGAUACCUCCCCUGAAAAAACCCCCCAACUGGAUUAGAAGACCAACAGGUGUUUCAUUUGCUUUUGGAGGGAAGCUGGUUACUUUUGGCCUCCCCAGCACCCCUGCCCAUCUGGUGCCUUGCCCUCGCCUAGUCUUCAUCAGUCAAGUCACCACAGAAUCUGAAUUCCUGAUGCGAUCAACUGAGCUGCAGGAGGCCUUGGGAUCAGGAAAUCUACUGAAUUACUGUCAGAACAAGAGCCAGCAAGCUUUACUGCAAAGUGAGAAGAUGCUGUGGCAGUUCCUGAAGGUGACCUUACAGCAAGACUCCAGAAUGAAAUUCCUAACGCUUUUAGGAUACAGUAAAGAUGAGCUUCAGAAGAAGGUGGCCACAUGGUUGAAGAGUGACGUGGGGCUAGGUGAGAGUCCUCAGCCCAAGGGAAAUGACCUCAAUAGUGACAGACAACAGGCCUUCUGCAGCCAGGCCUCCAAACACACCACAGAGGAAGCCUCUGCUUCCUCAGCCUUCUUUGAUGAGCUGGUCCCUCAGAACAUGACUCCUGGGGAGAUCCCCAUCACAAAAGAUGUUGAUGGACUCCUAAGCCAGGUUCUCCUGCUUGGGGAACUGGGUCCGGCCGUGGAGCUGUGUUUGAAGGAGGAGCGCUUUGCUGAUGCCAUUAUCCUGGCCCAGGCUGGGGGUGCAGAUCUGCUGAAGCAAACACUGGAGCGCUACUUGGCCAAGAAGAAAACCAAAAUCUCCUCGCUUCUAGCCUGUGUUGUGCAAAAGAAUUGGAAGGAUGUGGUGUGUACCUGUAGCCUGAAGAACUGGAGAGAGGCACUGGCUUUGCUGCUGACAUACGCAGGCACAGAGAAAUUCCCUGAGCUCUGUGACAUGCUGGGAACUCGCAUGGAACAGGAGGGCGGCAGGGCACUAACCUCUGAAGCCAGACUCUGUUACGUGUGCUCAGGGAGUGUGGAGCAGCUGGUGGAGUGCUGGGCAAAAUGCCACCAGGCUUUGUCCCCCAUGGCUCUGCAGGACCUGAUGGAGAAGGUGAUGGUUCUUAACAGGAGCUUGGAGCAACUGCGGGGUCCUCAUGGGGUGAACCCAGGCCCUGCCACAACCUACAGGGUCACUCAGUAUGCCAACCUCCUGGCAGCCCAGGGCAGCCUGGCCACUGCCAUGAGCUUUCUACCCAGUGACUGUGCUCAGCCACCAGUUCAGCAGCUAAGAGAUCGGCUUUUUCAUGCUCAAGGUUCUGCUGUCUUGGGCCAACAGUCUCCCCCUUUCCCCUUCCCCCGGAUUGUUGUGGGAGCUACCCUCCACUCUAAAGAGACAUCAUCUUACAGAUUGGGAUCCCAGCCUUCUCACCAGGUUCCAACUCCAUCUCCAAGGCCAAGGGUUUUCACCCCUCAGUCAUCACCAGCGAUGCCCUUGGCACCUUCCCAUCCUAGCCCUUAUCAGGGCCCCAGGACGCAGAAUAUAAGUGACUACAGGGCACCUGGGCCCCAGGCCAUCCAGCCUUUGCCUUUGAGCCCUGGGGUAAGGCCUGCUUCAUCUCAGCCACAGCUAUUAGGAGGGCAAAGGGUGCAAGCUCCUAACCCGGUGGGAUUCCCUGGGACAUGGCCUCUUCCUGGUUCCCCUCUCCCCAUGGCAUGCCCAGACAUCAUGCGACCUGGCUCUACCUCCCUGCCUAAGACUCCUAGACUGUUCCCUCUGCUUCCUCUGAGACCACUAGGUCCCAGCCGCAUGGUCUCCCACACCCCAGCCGCUCCUGCAAGCUUCCCUGUGCCAUACCCUCCAGGGGACCCAGGUGCCCCAUGCUCUAGUGUCCUCCCAACCACUGGCAUCUUGACUCCUCACCCAGGACCUCAAGAUUCCUGGAAAGAAGCCCCAGCCCCCAGGGGAAACCUCCAGAGGAACAAGCUGCCAGAGACAUUUAUGCCCCCAGCACCAAUUACUGCUCCAGUUAUGAGCCUCACCCCUGAGCUACGAGGGAUUCUUCCCUCACAGCCCCCUGUCUCCAGUGUGAGUCAUGCUCCCCCAGGAGUUCCAGGAGAACUCAGCCUGCAGCUUCAGCACCUGCCACCUGAGAAGAUGGAAAGGAAGGAGCUGCCCCCAGAGCAUCAGUCCUUGAAGAACAGCUUUGAGGCACUUCUCCAACGCUGCUCCCUGUCUGCAACUGACUUAAAGACAAAAAGGAAGCUGGAAGAGGCAGCCCAGCGUCUGGAAUGUCUAUGUCUAUAUGAGAAGCUCUGUGAGGGGACACUCUCACCUCAUGUCGUGGCUGGGCUCCAUGAGGUUGCCCCAUGUGUGGAUGCAGGAAGCUUUGAGCAGGGUCUCGCAGUGCAUGCCCAGGUGGCGGGCUGUAGCAGCUUCAGCGAGAUGUCCAGCUUCCUGCCUAUCCUGAAGGCUGUCCUCAUCAUCGCUCAUAAGCUGCUGGUCUAAACCAGGCAGCCUGUCUUGCUAGGAGGCCACUUCUGCUGUUACAUAACUCCUCCCUGCAGAAGAGGGGACUUUUGCAACAGAUUCUGUUUGUUUUUCCUGACUCUUUUCCUUGCUGCCAGGUAUGUGAUGCUGUAGGCUUGGCUCCAAACCAGCUGAGUGCCCGCUUUUUACUCCUUUAUGUCUGGCCUUCUAGGAUCUGUUCAAGACACUCUCAGGCCUGGAGGCAGGGCAUAGAAUCAGUUCUUCACUCUCCCUAAUACUACACUCUGUAAGGACCUGGGGCAGGAUAUCUUCUCCCCCAGGGAUCUUCUAUUUAAGUGGCUUCUGAGAGGGUGAACAGGAUUGUUACUUUUAAGCCUACCCCUGCUGUGACCCAUCAUGUGGGUCUUUUGUUUCUCCCUUCUGUGGUUUAUGAGCCUGCCCUUACCUUUUCCCUGCCUCUGACUUCGUAUUUCCAGGUCCAUAUUUCUCUGUAGCCCAGGGUCUGGGGUAGAGCUGACUGCUGUUCACCCUUUGAACAAGUCAUGGACGUGAGGGAUGGGUGCUGAGCAGAACCAAGAGAGGAAACUUUGGCGCUGUUAAAAUGGAAUUUCUCAUCUGCUGGCAUUAUUAAGGGUGGGCUAGGUUGGAUGGAAGGUGAAAGGGAUGAACUGCCUUUUGCUGGAAGCUGUCUUAGGCUGUGAGAUAGGAGCAGGGGAACCACAGCCUAUGGGGAACUGCCCUUGACUCCACCUAUGUUGGAGCCUUAGCACAAGGCCAUUCCUUCUGUGAUGAUAAAGCCCAGUUCUGGAAUUGGAGCCAUAUUAAGGAACGAUUCUCUUCCAGCGCUGCUCUUCAAGGGUUGGGGGUCCUUCUCCCUCGCAGCCACCACAUGUCUCAGGGCUACCUUCUCCGAUUGGAUUUGCAUUUGUGGCACUGUAUUUGAUGCAGUGAUGUACUUAAUGGUGCAAUAAAGCUGCUUCGAUUUGGUU
Molecule: messenger RNA, 5227 nt
Organism: Pongo pygmaeus (Bornean orangutan)
Lineage: Eukaryota; Metazoa; Chordata; Mammalia; Primates; Hominidae
Gene: SEC31B
Product: SEC31 homolog B, COPII component
Biological process (GO): COPII-coated vesicle cargo loading; endoplasmic reticulum organization; endoplasmic reticulum to Golgi vesicle-mediated transport
Cellular component (GO): endoplasmic reticulum exit site; COPII vesicle coat
Molecular function (GO): structural molecule activity; protein binding
Source: RefSeq, a predicted model, not a curated record